UAUAAUUUAUCCAGAGGACGAUGCUUUAGUUGUAUACGAUUAAAAAUGAAGACAACAUUAUAUUUCCUGCUAGUUUUUUGAAUCUACAGUGAACAAAAGGUAAGUGUGUUUAACACGUGCUGACGUGACGGAUUGUGGAGGCAUUGCACUUCACAGGAAUACUUCCGAAAUGGAACAGACAUCAGUGAUGCAUACAGAUGCAGCUCUUCAAUAACACCAGAUGAACAAAGCAACCCAGCUAAACAGAGAUUUUAAAAUAGAUGAGCAGUGAUGAAUCCUUCACUCCAUCAGGGUCUAAAUUGCAUGAAUGCCAUGGAGAAAAGAAGCGUGGACAUCAAGAAAGAGGACUGUGAAUGGGACAGAUCCAGUGUAAAGGAGGAGGAUUGUGAAUAUGUGGUAAUAAAGAUUCAAGAAUACCCUAAACUAACGUCUGAUAGCGAUGGCACAGAGAGAAAUGAAAUUGUAGAUGGUAUCAAGGAAGAAAAAAUUAAAUCGGAGAUUGCAUCUUGGCAUUUAUGUACACAUGUAGAUGAAUCUGGAUUGGGCAUUAAACCAAGCAGACAGAUCCCCCAACAAAAUGAUCCUGUCCAUGUGAAGGUGGAAUCUUUAGAGUGUGACAUAAAGAGGCCUGAGAAAACAUCCUGUCUGAGUCACACUGGGAAAGAUACAGAAGAGAGUGCCACCAUCUCUUUGCCUUCAUUUUGCCAGUACAGAUCUCAGCAGACUGAAAAUAUGAAGAGAAUAACAUCUGACUCAGAUGUUUUUGUACCAUCCAUUUUGCAUUGCAGUUCUCUUCCUGUUGUGAGAAACAUAAUGAAUACUCAACAUCUGGUGGAAAAUACACAUUCAUUGGUUUUAAAUGGCUGUCAAGAGUGGGAAGAACCUCUUAACCAUAAAUCUAAACACAGAUGUAAAAGGAGUGCAGUGACACAAAGGACAUAUUGCUGUUCUCACUGCGGCAAAAAUUUUUCCACUAGCAGCAAAUUUAAGAAACACACAAGAAUUCACACUGGACAGAAACCAUAUUGCUGUACUGACUGUGGCAAGCAGUUCUACACCAGCGGCAAUCUUCUGGUUCAUUCAAGGGUUCACACUGGAGAGAAACCAUACUGCUGUUCUGAAUGUGGUAAAGGAUUCUCCACAAAUGCACAUCUGAAGAUCCACACAAGAAUUCAUACUGGAGAGAAACCCUAUUGCUGUUCUGAAUGUGGAAGAGGAUUCUCCACAGCUACCCAGCUUCAGAUCCACACAAGAGUUCACACUGGAGAGAAGCCAUUUUGCUGCUCUGACUGUGGCAAGCAAUUCUCUACCAGUGGCAGUCUUCAGUACCACAGAAGAGUGCACACCGGAGAGAAACCAUAUUCCUGUGCUGAAUGUGGAAAACAAUUCUCCACCAGCAGCAGUCUUCACAAACACACAAGAAUUCACAGUGGAGAGAAGCCAUAUAGCUGUUCUUACUGUGGCAAACAAUUCUCUAAUAGUUCAAACCUUCAGUUCCACAAAAGAGUUCACACAGGAGAGAAGCCAUAUUGCUGUUCUAAAUGUGAUAAACGAUUCACCAACAACCGCAGUCUUCAAAACCAUGCAAAAAUUCACACUGAAGACAAGUGAGAACAUUUGGACUCAAUAAGCAUUCAAGAGCAACUAGACAGCUAGUGAGGACAUCAGUGUUAAUGAAGAAUGUGUCAUUAGAGACUUAAAUCCAGAAAAAAAAUGUAAAAUCCUGGAAAAAAAAUGAAGGUUCAGACAUGAACCACAAGGCACUAUAAAGCAGUACAUCAGCAAAGAAUACAUCUGGUGGCAAAGAUGAACCUCAGGGAUUCCAUUACAGUGCGCAAUAAAAUUCAGGACAUAAAUGAACUGGCCAUUCCCAUCUUGUCAUACAGCUUUGGUAUUAUAGGCUGUUGGGCAUAAAAACACUACACACAUGCCAAGUAGUCUCUGAGAAUUAAUGCAUUCUAACACAGUGCAUUCAUAGAUCCAAAUGAUGCAUGGGCCUGAUUGAAACUGACUACAUGGACAGAGCAGUGGCCUGCAGGUGUACCUGACGUAUUUGUUAAAACCAACAUGUACGGAACACAUUUAAACACAAAGCAAAAUAUAUCUCUAUAUAUUCAUAGGUCUGAAUUGCAAUCUGAUUAUCUGGGUGGUUACCUACCAGGUAAUGCUUGUGGUUGGACGGCCAGUUGGCAAACAUCCACCAUGUCCACUCAGUUGUGAGAAUCCGAUCAUACAUGUGUUAUACAGUACCUGCCAAAUAAUACAAAGAGUACACAACACAUGUUUUACCCUAAUUGGGGCUCAUCAGGUGUGCAUACUUUUUGCAUCCCCUUACCGGGAUCAAAUUUUGAACGUAAGCACCUGAGGCCAAGCCUCCGCCACGGUGGCAGGUUUUCUUACUUGACAGGGUGAAGAUCAGAGCAUUACAUUCGUAGGUCUGAAUUGCAGUCUGAUUAUUUAGGUGGUUACCUAGCAGGUAAUGCUUAUGGUUGGUUGGCCAGUCGGCAGACAUCUCAGUUGUGAGAAGCAGAUCAUAGAUAUGUUAUAUGGUACCUGCCGAAUAAUACAAAGAGUACACAACUCCAAUCUUCACCCUGUCAAGUAAGUGAACCAGCCGCCUUGGCACAACAUAAGGGGAUGCAAAAAGUGUGUACACCUGAUAAGACUCAAUUACAGCGUGUACUCUUUGUAUUACACUAAUCCCUCCUCCAUCGCGGGGGUUGCGUUCCAGAGCCACCUGCGAAAUAAGAAAAUCUGCGAAGUAGAAACCAUAUGUUUAUAUGGUUAUUUUUAUAUUGUCAUGCUUGGGUCACAGAUUUGCGCAG
Molecule: messenger RNA, 2825 nt
Organism: Erpetoichthys calabaricus (reedfish)
Lineage: Eukaryota; Metazoa; Chordata; Cladistia; Polypteriformes; Polypteridae
Product: zinc finger protein 664-like
Exons: 3
Coding region: 271-1611 (446 amino acids)
Biological process (GO): central nervous system development; regulation of transcription by RNA polymerase II
Cellular component (GO): nucleus
Molecular function (GO): DNA-binding transcription factor activity, RNA polymerase II-specific; RNA polymerase II cis-regulatory region sequence-specific DNA binding
Source: RefSeq, a predicted model, not a curated record